AUGCGUCCUGACCUCCGCUACGAGGGAAGUUCUAGAGGAAGUCCACGGUGGCAUGUGCGGCACCAGUUCACCUCUGUAGAACACCCACAAGCCAACAGACAAGCGGAAGCCGCCAACAAAGUCAUAUUGGCCCGGCUAAAACGGAGACUGUCGGAUGCUAAAGGAGGUUGGGCCGAAGAGUUCCCGCAAGUCCUAUGGGCAUACCGGAUAACACCACACUCCACCACUGGGGAAUCACCUUUCCGACUUACUUACGGAAUGAAGGCAAUGAUUCCCAUAGAAGUAGAAGAAGGAUCUCCCAGAGUGAUCCUCUACAACGAAGAUACCAACUCCCAAGCUCAAAGGGAAGAGCUCGACAUACUUCCAGAAGUUCGAGAAAGAGUUCGGAUUAGAGAGGAAGCGGUAAAGCGUUGA
This is a messenger RNA of Arachis stenosperma, 414 nucleotides long. RefSeq lists its product as uncharacterized. Gene Ontology annotation, molecular function: nucleic acid binding. The transcript has 2 exons. Lineage: Eukaryota; Viridiplantae; Streptophyta; Magnoliopsida; Fabales; Fabaceae. The record is from RefSeq and is a predicted model, not a curated record. The coding region runs from base 1 to 414 and encodes 137 amino acids.